AACGUUCUGUACGCGCAGCGGAGACGCUAUAGUCGGUGGGCAAUGGAAACGGGCUGGAAGUGGCGGGGAAGGGCUCCGAGCUGGAGUUGAUGACGGAUCGCUCCCUGCCGGCCCUGAACUUUCCAUCCUUUGCAAGGGACCCGUUAGCUCGGAGGAGGGAACGGAGGGGAAGAAUUUCCAACCUCGCAGCCUCCGAAGGGGCAGAGUGAGCCUUCUCCGGCGUCAUUACAGAGCGAGCGGUCACCAGACACUGUGAGCUCCCGGGCGUCAGGAACCAUGAAGUGUCACUUUGCUGCCAGCAACUUUCUGCUCUCCCUCUUGAUCUUGGAGCUCGUCUGUUUGGGUCUGAGCAAUCGGCUGCCGUACUUCAUCAACUAUUUCUUUGACACAUACCUGCUGAUCAAUGAGGAUACCCCCGUGGGCUCAUCAGUGACUCAGUUGCUUGCCCGGGACCUAGACAACGACCGUCUUGUGUUUGGCGUGGUCGGGGAGGAGGCCAGCAGGUUCUUUGCAGUGGAAAGUGUGACUGGAGUUGUAUGGCUCAGGCAGCCCUUGGACAGAGAGACUAAGUCAGAAUUCACAGUUGAAUUUUCUGUCAGUGACAGCCAAGGGGUGAUCAAGGGGACAGUGAAUAUCCAAGUGGGAGAUGUGAAUGACAAUGCUCCAAGGUUUCACAAUCAGCCCUACAGUGUUCGCAUUGCAGAGAACACACCAGUGGGAACUCCAAUUUUCAUAGUGAAUGCCACAGACCCAGACCAGGGGGCAGGAGGGAGUGUGCUUUACUCCUUUCAGCCUCCAUCCAGCUUCUUUGCCAUUGACAGUGGCCGCGGCAUUGUGUCGGUAAUACGAGGGCUGGAUUAUGAAAUCACUCAGGCCUACCAGCUCCAGGUCAAUGCAACGGACCAAGAUAAAAGCAAGCCCUUGUCCACUUUGGCUAAUCUGGCAAUCACCAUAACAGAUGUGCAAGACAUGGAUCCAGUCUUCAUCAACCUGCCUUACAGCACAAACAUCUAUGAGAACUCACCUCCGGGUACAACUGUGCGUAUGAUAACGGCAAUUGACCAGGACAAAGGACGGCCCAGGGGUAUUGGAUACACCAUUGUCUCAGGUAACACCAACAGCAUCUUUGCACUGGACUACAUCAGUGGAGCUUUAACCCUAAAUGGGCCACUGGACCGCGAAAACCCUUUCUACAGCACUGGAUUCAUUCUCACAGUGAAGGGUACAGAGCUGAAUGAUGACCGCACACCCUCCAAUGCUACAGUGAUCACCACCUUCAACAUCCUUGUCAUUGACAUAAAUGACAAUGCCCCUGAGUUCAAUAGUUCUGAGUACAGUGUUGGCAUCCCAGAGCUGGCCCAGGUGGGCUUUGCCCUUCCCCUUUUCGUCCAGGUGCAGGAUAAAGACGAGGGACUCAACAGUGUUUUUGAGGUCUACCUGGUGGGAAACAACUCCAAUCACUUCAUCAUCUCCCCAACCUCGAUCCAGGGAAAGGCAGACAUCCGCGUUCGAGUUGCAGUGCCGCUGGACUUUGAGACAAUUUCUCGCUAUGAAUUUUCCCUGUUUGCAAACGAGAGCAUGCCAGACCACGUUGGCUUUGCUCGUGUGAAGAUUAACCUCAUCAAUGAGAAUGACAACCGCCCCAUUUUCAGCCAAGUCCUGUACAACGUCAGCCUGUUUGAGAACGUCACAGUGGGAAUCACUGUCUUGAGGGUCCAC
This is a messenger RNA of Chelonoidis abingdonii (Abingdon island giant tortoise), 1719 nucleotides long. NCBI's taxonomy places the organism in Eukaryota, Metazoa, Chordata, Testudines, Testudinidae. The record is from RefSeq and is a predicted model, not a curated record.